Molecule: messenger RNA, 893 nt
Organism: Rubroshorea leprosula
Lineage: Eukaryota; Viridiplantae; Streptophyta; Magnoliopsida; Malvales; Dipterocarpaceae
Source: the annotation of a GenBank genome assembly
GCAUUCGCCAAUUUGUUUUUCGUCUUCUCUCAAGUCUCCACCACGCCACUGUAAGUUGAUACUGUUUCUUUCAAAUUUUUACAGAAAAUUCUCAAUUCUUUUCUUUUUUUUUGUGUCUUGUCGCUGCUUUCAUUAUUAUAUAUAUUAUAGGGUUAACCGUUGAUACUCUAUAGUUCGUCGGCGACGGCUUACCAUUUUCUUUUUCGCCAUAAGCCCUAGGUUAGGAAUGGCGCAUCUGGGGGGUGGUGCAGAGGCACUCACCCGUUUCAAGCAUGGGAAGGCCAUAUGUUCUGAGUUUGCUAUAUUGAUGAACCUUCAGAAAGUUCCCAAGAGUAUUAUGCGUGUAGUUUAUAUUGCUCCUCUGGAAGGUAUUGCCAAAGAGAUAUAUCGUGAUUGGGUGAAGAAGUUCGACGGAGGUCUGGGUUUGCAAGCGCUUGAAUUAACUGGUGAAACCACAAUGGAUCUGAAGCUGCUUGAGAAUGGUCUGUGUUUUGAGCAAUUCGCUGUGCUGGGGAGUGCCAUCGUCCACACACUUGGUGGUUGUAAUAGAACUCAGUACUAUGGUGGAAGGGAAAAUGCUCGCACUGAUUACUUUGUCACAGAUCUGUUGUAGAUGAUAGGUCAUACCAGUUGUUCUCUACUGGAUAAUUCUGGGAAAUGUGUCAUCCUCUGCCACACCCCUUAUGAAGAGUACUACAAGAGGUUCUAACAUGAAGCUUUUCCCAUGGAAAGUCAUUUGCACCAUUUCUUAUGUGAUAACUUUAAUGCAGAAGUUGUUGUUGGAGUUAUUGAGAGCAAGCAAGAUGCUGUGGAUUAUCUUACAUAGACCUUCAUGUAUGGGAGGCUCACUCAAAAUCUAAACUACUACAAUCUCCAGGGAGUAAGUCAUAGGC